CCGGCUCCGCUCCGUCCGCUGCGCCGCUUUCUUCCCUCCGCGUUGCCCGGCCGGCCGCCAUGGCGAACGUGGCCGACACGAAGCUGUAUGACAUCCUGGGCGUCCCGCCCGGCGCCAGCGAGAACGAGCUGAAGAAGGCCUACAGAAAGUUAGCCAAGGAAUACCAUCCUGAUAAGAAUCCAAAUGCUGGUGACAAAUUCAAAGAAAUAAGUUUUGCAUAUGAAGUACUAUCAAAUCCUGAGAAGCGUGAGUUGUAUGACAGAUAUGGAGAACAAGGUCUUCGGGAAGGGAGCGGCGGAGGUGGUGGCAUGGAUGAUAUUUUCUCUCACAUUUUUGGUGGGGGAUUGUUUGGCUUCAUGGGCAAUCAGAGUAGAAGUCGAAAUGGCAGAAGAAGAGGAGAAGACAUGAUGCAUCCACUCAAAGUAUCUUUAGAAGAUCUGUAUAAUGGCAAGACAACCAAACUACAACUUAGCAAGAAUGUACUCUGUGGUGCGUGCAAUGGCCAAGGUGGAAAGUCUGGAGCUGUUCAGAAGUGUAGUGCCUGUCGGGGUCGAGGUGUACGCAUCAUGAUCAGACAGCUGGCUCCAGGAAUGGUACAGCAGAUGCAGUCUGUGUGUUCUGAUUGUAAUGGAGAAGGAGAGGUAAUUAAUGAAAAGGACCGCUGUAAAAAAUGUGAAGGGAAGAAGGUGAUUAAAGAAGUCAAGAUUCUUGAAGUCCACGUAGACAAAGGCAUGAAACACGGACAGAGAAUUACGUUCACUGGGGAAGCAGACCAGGCCCCAGGAGUCGAACCAGGAGACAUUGUUCUUUUGCUACAAGAGAAGGAACAUGAGGUGUUCCAGAGAGAUGGCAAUGAUUUGCACAUGACAUAUAAGAUAGGACUUGUUGAAGCUCUGUGUGGAUUUCAGUUCACAUUUAAGCACCUUGAUGGACGUCAGAUUGUGGUGAAAUACCCCCCUGGCAAAGUAAUUGAACCAGGAUGUGUCCGUGUAGUUCGAGGUGAAGGAAUGCCACAGUAUCGUAAUCCCUUUGAAAAGGGUGAUCUUUAUAUAAAGUUUGAUGUGCAGUUUCCUGAAAACAACUGGAUCAACCCAGACAAGCUUUCUGAACUAGAAGAUCUUCUGCCAUCUAGACCAGAAGUUCCAAACAUAAUUGGAGACACAGAGGAGGUGGAGCUUCAGGAAUUUGAUAGCACUCGGGGCUCAGGAGGUGGUCAGAGGCGUGAAGCCUAUAAUGAUAGCUCUGAUGAAGAGAGCAGCAGCCAUCAUGGACCAGGAGUGCAAUGUGCCCAUCAGUAAACUCUGCAAACAAAUUGCACAGGUGGAUUUUCUUUCCACGUUUGCCUGGUUUGUUUCCAGCCGUGCAGCUGGAGUGUCUGGUCAGUCCAGAUGAACUGAUGGACAUCUGUUGGUCUAUGUGUAACUUUUAAAAUUGGUAUAGUAUCUACAGAGUGUAUAAUUUAAACUAACCACAGAGCUUUACAUCUUCAUUUCGACUGUUCUGUAGCAGAAUAAAGCACUUGAAAGGAGACAAGACUCCCUUUCACACUUGGGUUAUAAGUUUUAGUCCUGGUAUCUGUGCUUGAUUUUUAUCAGUUUUGUGUAGAUUUUAUGUUUCAUAUUUUAAAUUCAGAUCCCAUAUUGUAAAGUUUGUGUACAAUUUGUCCUGAAGCUUUGUGUUUGGCUGCACCUGCAUAAGCUGCUACAAAUAGAAUAAAGAAUUUCAUAGCCUGUAUCUAUCAUUUAGAUGCAUGGAAAAAUGGGCUUUGCACACAAUGGGUUUGGAGCUGACUGGGAACAAUGGAAAAAAUAACAGCUGUGGUUGUAAAGUUUUUUAGUUUGUUUUUUUUUUUUUUUUUUCUGUUUUUCUGUUUUUGGUUUUUUUUUUUUUUUACCAUCUUGUGAAAGGUUUCUGAAACGCGAUAAUAAAAAGCAGUUGGUGUAAAUUA
Diceros bicornis minor is the source of this 1948-nucleotide messenger RNA. RefSeq names its product DnaJ heat shock protein family (Hsp40) member A2 (gene DNAJA2). Gene Ontology annotation, cellular component: cytosol; cytoplasm. The record is from RefSeq and is a predicted model, not a curated record. The coding region runs from base 60 to 1298 and encodes 412 amino acids. Lineage: Eukaryota; Metazoa; Chordata; Mammalia; Perissodactyla; Rhinocerotidae. Gene Ontology annotation, molecular function: ATP binding; Hsp70 protein binding. The transcript is spliced from 9 exons. Gene Ontology annotation, biological process: response to heat; protein refolding.